CGAUUGGUGCGUCGUCUUGCGGACGUCACGCAUCACGUGCCCGAGCGGAAGGAAGUGGAUCUGUUUCUGAAAAAAUAAACUGACUGACGAUGAGUUCAAUGAUCGCAGAGACACAGAGCAUCAAAGAAGCUGUGGUUUAUAUCAACUCCAUUGACAACAGCAAGUUCUCUCGGCUUCUGUCUCGAAUUCUGCACAAACUUCACCUGAAGGCGGAGCGUUCGUUCAGUGAAGAGGAAGAAGAGAAAUUACAGAGCGCUUUAUCUCUGGAGAAAGAAUCUCUCAAGCUGGUGCUGGAAACCGUCUCCUUCAUCUUUGAGCAGGCCCUCUAUCACAAUGUGAAACCAGCAAACCUCAAACAGCAGCUGGAGAACAUCAGUGUCGUGUGUGAUAAAGCUGAAGCGUUCAGUCAGAUUUGGGCCGCAGCCGGUCCAGAUGAGCUGGAGAAGAUCCGCCAGAGAAUAUCUGCUCCUAAAACGCUGGAUCAGGUGGGCUGGCAGCUGAAUCUACAGAUGGGUCGGUCGUCUCAGAGCAAACUCAGAGCAGCACACGCCGUUCUGGAUGUGGGGCUCAGAGCAGAAGACGGUGCUGAGCUGCAGAAUGUUUUUGUGGAAUUCAAUCAUCAGGAACUGCUGGACUUCUACAAUAAGAUAGAGCGGAUUCAAACGCAACUGGACUCUCUGAGCUGAAACGCCACAUGCAGACUGAAGCCAUGACCAGCAGUUUCAUUCAUGUUUGUUGUUUUAAAUGUGCAGAACAUUAGAUGAGCGUUACAUGAGCUGUCAGAGGUUUGAGAUGUAAUACAUUGAGUCUGGGAAAACAAGCAUCCGUCCAUUUGUCUGUCUGUCUGUCUGUCUUGAUUGAAGAUGCUCAGCAUUUGUCAGUCUGACACUAACUUGUAUUUGCCUUUAGAUUCUGAAUGUCUCUCCCUUUGACUCACUGCCCAACACUUUUCAAAGUGAUAAUAAAAUGAUGUAUUCCAUUUUCAGUUGUGUUAUACUGGAUCAUUGCUC
Molecule: messenger RNA, 1010 nt
Organism: Triplophysa rosa
Lineage: Eukaryota; Metazoa; Chordata; Actinopteri; Cypriniformes; Nemacheilidae
Gene: commd10
Product: COMM domain containing 10
Exons: 7
Coding region: 90-686 (198 amino acids)
Source: RefSeq, a predicted model, not a curated record